Molecule: messenger RNA, 8671 nt
Organism: Diorhabda carinulata
Lineage: Eukaryota; Metazoa; Arthropoda; Insecta; Coleoptera; Chrysomelidae
Gene: Pi3K68D
Product: phosphatidylinositol 4-phosphate 3-kinase C2 domain-containing subunit alpha
Exons: 27
Coding region: 318-5600 (1760 amino acids)
Biological process (GO): phosphatidylinositol-3-phosphate biosynthetic process; phosphatidylinositol 3-kinase/protein kinase B signal transduction; cell migration
Cellular component (GO): phosphatidylinositol 3-kinase complex; plasma membrane; cytoplasm
Molecular function (GO): phosphatidylinositol binding; 1-phosphatidylinositol-4-phosphate 3-kinase activity; 1-phosphatidylinositol-3-kinase activity
Source: RefSeq, a predicted model, not a curated record
GGGAAGAUUUUAGAUUGGAUCCAAUGUUUGUAAUCGGUUUCUAACCAAAUUUUCAUAUUUUUACAAUGGUAUUGGUCUCUUUGAAUUUUGUGUGUUGUAAGGUGUGUUUUAUAAAUACCAGUUGUCUGAAACAAACAGAGAAUUAUUCUAAUUCCGUGUUCAUAAGUCUAUGAGUGAGGUUAAGUAGUUUGACAUAUGUGUAAUUUUAUUUUAGUUCCUGUCUAAAUUAAUAUUGCCCAAAUAAAUAAAUCGCUUUAAAAUGACUAGGUUAUCAGGAAAAAAUAACUAGAUCGUAGACUUUAACGUUACCAAAAAAGAUGGGUGAUUAUGAGAAACAAUUUCAGGAAGAUCUCGAAAGGGCUCAAGCUCUCAGUUUAGAGUCUUUGGCAUUAGAACAAUUUAAAAGUAAGAAAUUGCAAGAGUUAAAUCGAUCGUCUACCACAGUAAAUGUAUCUAACAAACCAAAAACAACAGCAGUAACUCGUACAUUAUCUAUGAGUGAAACUGAUUCAGCUCAAAUGAAAUAUGAUAGACAACAAUCAAAAUCAAGACCACGACCAGGAGUCCAAUUAGGUACUACAAAUACUCUCUUAGCUCCUCCACCAUCAUCACAACGAAAAAAUAGCACAUCUAAUGAUCCAGAUACACCAGACCUAAUUUCAUUUGCUAGUCCACCAGCCGUAACAACUCCAUCAAGUGAAAUUAUAGAUUUUUGUAAACAACAAAAUUAUAAUCAACAGCAACUGGUAAUAAACUCUCCUAGCAUACAACAACAUCCAUCACAUUUCAAAUAUUGGCCACACUUACCCACAGUCUCUGGGGUUUCAACCUUAAAUUCAGGUAUACCUCAGCAAGGUGUCAUGUAUCCUAAUAGUGGAUACUAUCCAGUUUUAUCUAGAGCUCAGUAUCCUCUAAACAGUAUGAAUAGUCCCAGUAUUGUCAGAAUGCCCUGGAAUAGUAUUAAUCAAACGUCCAAUAAUGUUCAAAUUCCAAUUCCCGUGGGAUCAACUCCGAGCUCAAUUGUGGGUAGUCCUGUUCAAUCUCACAUUUCUCCAGCAACUUCUAUUCAAUCCAUUAUGUCAACACAGGCACCUCCAGCCCUGCCUCCUAAGAAUCAACGAAGACCACCACCAUUAGUAGUUCCUAAAAGCUCUUCAAUAUCUUCAAAAUUAUCAACGUCUUCUUCUUCUUCUGUAUUAUCUAUACAGUCUGAAAAGGACAGAAAAUCAAAACCAACGUUUUCCUCAAAUUUGAUUGAUUUAGCACAUUCAGAUGAUAAAGAUAGUGUAAGAGUGAGUAUAUUACAAGAAUUCGAUCCUUUGUCAGAGUCCAUGUACAGCUCUCUUAGCUCCAGGGCGAUUAGUCCGGAUUGUUCAGUUGAUGAUACAAUGUCUGUUUGCAAUAGCGUUUAUGAAGAAUAUGACCCGUAUGAUUUCAUAUAUUCAGGAUCAGGCAAUAACAGUAUUUCAGAUCCUAUUUAUGCUACAUUAAAUAGGUCCGAUAACGCCACGCCUAUGUCACCAGGAGUAUCUCGAAUGUCUACUAUAGAUAGAACCAGUUCUAAAUCAGUUAAGAGAAACUUGCUAAAUAUUAUUGAGGAAGUAACUAAUAGAUCCUUGGUGAAAGAUCCAGAUCUCAAAUCCUUUUACAGCAUGGUAUAUAACAUUAGAAAACAGUAUAAGUACAACGACCCUGAUACAAAUAUGGGACUUGUUAUCAGUCCAAUGGUAAAUUAUCAGUAUUCUCAUGGCUUGAGCAUAAAACUACAAGUUCAUCCUGAUUUUGAAGGAGCUGACUUCAAUCAACCCAUCAGUUUUACUUGUGACGUUAAUUCAAGCGUUGAACACGUUACUCUACAACUAACUUAUGGUCUUGAUGCGCCCACUACUACUCAAUACACGCUAAAAGUGUGGGGAAGUAACGAAUAUUUAGUUCCUACCACAUUUUUAAGUGAUUACGAAUAUGUACAUGACUGUAUCAAACUGGAUGAAGAUGUUAUUUUGAUAUUAAUACCGGAUUCUAAAAAAGACAAAUCUUUCGCUAGAACGAUCGCUGAUGACAAUGAUGAUGAAACUUUGAAAUUCGAAAAUAUAAUCCCCAAUGAUACAGUUGUUCGUAUUACUUAUGAAAAAUUGAAUAUUUUGUUAGAGACUGUCGAAAAUGAAAUAAGGAAAUUGGAAGAUGCCGCUUUGCAAAUGGAAACGAAUAGUAAUCCAUCAGUAAUGCCUGCCGUGCAGCCUUUAAAUGUAAUACAAUCAGUUAAAUACCUUGUUAAUUUAAUGGGAGAUUUGUGUACACUUGAUAUUAUGUAUACAGUUGAAGCCUUAGAAGAAACUUGUAAAAAUUUUCUACCAUCCAAUAAAUCUUCAUUUUCUGAUUUCAUCAGUAACCACUGCAACAAGAUUCGAUUUGCAGUUCAGAAUUUGAUUGAAAUGUAUAGUCACGCGUUUUGUGUAGACUUUGAAGUGAAAAGUACUUUAUCACAUGAAUCAAUGAGAUACGUUCAUGAUAUAAUGGAUUCUGUCAUAGUAAGAAUAUGUGCUGUGUAUCGCCCAUCUUUUGAAUGGGAACAUGAAGAAUAUACAGCAACUGUUCAAAUAUAUCACGGAACAAAGAAAAUUGGCAAAUCUCUGUGUACCCAACCUUCCAGAAAAUUUGAUAGGGAUAAAUAUUGGCCUUCUAGGAUAGUAUUUGACAGCUGGUUAGAAUUUGAAGAUGUACCUAUAAAUAGUUUGGCAAGAGAAUCUCGAUUAGUAAUCUUACUUUUUGGUAGAACUUUAAUUACGUCAGAUACCGAAGAUUCGAAAAAUUCUACUGCUCCUGCUUAUAAGGAGGAAGAAAUAGGAUGGGCUUCAGUUCAGUUUUUUAAUUAUGAAAGUGCCAUGAAUCAAGGCAGUAUACUGCUUUCAAUUUGGCCCAAUGAAACCAACUAUAUAAACGAUCAUAUUUAUGGGCCAGCGCCUGCUACGGGAACUCAUCCAGAUCCUGACCAUCCUGUUCUCGGCAUAGAAAUUGUAGCUCCUACCAAAGUUCAGUUUCCUUCUGUGUCACCGGAUUUAUAUAGCAACGUUUGCAAAGGAGACUUCUCUAGUUUAGAUAAUGAAACACAACAAUUACUGGUAGAUGCUUGUGAUCAAGAUUUGUUGUACAGAUUUUCACCAGAGAUAAGAGAGAUUUUAUGGGAAAAACGUCACUAUCUAUAUCAUCUUCAGACAGCGUUACCAAAAGUACUUCUUGCUGCUCACAGUUGGGAAUAUGUUCAACUUCCAGAUCUUCACGGUAUGCUGCAUGCGUGGACAAGACUGAAACCAAUUCAAGCAUUGGAAUUACUUCUUCCCGUAUACCCGGAUCUAGAGGUCAGGAGGAUGGCUAUUAGAUGGAUCAGAGGCCUUACAAAUGAUGAAUUAGUAGAUUACUUACCCCAACUAGUAGUAGCUUUGAGACAUGAAACUUAUGAAAAUUCUUCAUUAGCAAAGUUCUUGUUAGACAGAGCUCUAAGGUCUCCUAGAUUUGCACAUUAUUUAUUUUGGUUAUUAUGUCAUAGCAUUCCAGGAGAUUCGCCUCAAAAUUGCACAUCAGAAAUAAGAGGUAAAGAUAUGGAAUUGGGUAUUAGCGAAUUUAGACACCAUAGAAGACUGAAACUACUGUUAAGAGCUUUAUUAGCUAUAUGUGGAAAAUCCCUAGGAGAUUGUUUUCUUUACCAGCAGUCUCUUGUUAAGAAAUUAAAUGAUAUAGCCGAAGAAGUACAAAAAACCAAAGAGUCUCAUCGUCUCACUGUUUUACACAAUGGUUUGGGACAAAUUCACAAAGAUCUUCAAGAAACCCCAACAAGUUUACCUCUCUCACCUACAUUGAGGGUGAAAGGAGUAGAUAUACAAUCAUGUUCUUAUUUUCCAUCUAAUACAUUACCCUUGAAAAUAAACUUCUUAAUGGAAGAUAGUUCAAUAAGAGCAGCUAUUUAUAAAGUUGGAGAUGAUUUGCAACAAGAUAUGUUGACAUUGCAAAUGAUUCGUUUAAUGGAUAAGUUGUGGUUGAGUAAGGGAUUAGAUCUAAAAAUGGUAGCAUUUACAUGUAUACCGACAUCCAGAAGAAAAGGUAUGAUAGAGAUGGUAACAAAGGCAGAAACAUUAAGAAAAAUUCAGGUAGAACACGGAUUGACCGGUUCAUUUAAAGAUAAACCAAUAGCUGAAUGGUUAGCAAAACAUAAUCCUUCUGAAUUAGAGUAUGCAAGGGCUGUACAAAAUUUUACAGCCUCGUGCGCUGGUUAUUGUGUGAUAACUUAUAUUUUGGGCAUUUGUGAUAGACAUAAUGAUAAUAUUAUGUUGAAAAUAUCUGGACAUCUAUUUCAUAUUGAUUUUGGAAAAUUUUUGGGAGACGCACAGAUGUUUGGAAAUUUUAAAAGGGACCGAGCCCCAUUUGUGUUAACAUCUGAUAUGGCUUACGUUAUUAAUGGAGGUGAUCGGCCAACUGAAAAAUUCCAUCAAUUUGUUGAUUUGUGUUGCCAGGCAUUCAAUAUUAUAAGAAACAACAGAAAUUUAUUUUUGUUCUUGAUAACAUCAUCCGGAAUAUGCAGGAUAACUCCAGAAUCAAUAAGUUAUAUGCAUAAGGCACUGUUGCCUGAAUUAUCUAAUCCUGAAGCUGCUGCCUACUUUACUCGUUUAAUCGAAGAAUCUCUGAAAACACGUUUCACACAAUUUAAUUUCUUUUUGCACAAUCUCGCUCAACUCAAAUUUACCGCUGAAAAUAACGAGGGAACGCUACUGUCAUUUGUACCAAAAACCUACAGUUUAGCAAGUGAUGGUCAGUUGGUCCAUGUGGAAGUAGUCAAUUAUAGAAAAAGAUAUGAUCCAGAUAAAUAUUAUGUAUAUAUUCUUCGAGUAUAUCGUAAAGAUCAAAGACAACCGAUGGAAAUUCAACGAACUUAUAAAGAAUUUUGUGAAUUGCACCAGAAGUUGUGUAUAUACUUUCCAUUGGCCAAAUUACAUAGUUUAUCAACUGGUCUACAUAUGGGUCGUUCUAAUAUUAAGCAGGUUGCUCAGAAGCGUUUUCAUGAAAUAAGUCUAUUUGUCAAAUCGCUAUUCCUUUGUGCUCACGAAAUUGCUCAUUCUGACUUAGUUUACACAUUUUUCCACCCAUUGCUGAGAGAUCAACAAUAUUCAGAGGAGUAUUCUAAAAAAGUAAAAGAUAGAAUAGGAGAUGUCCAUGAAUCAGGUAGACUUAAAGGUCAAUUGAAAUUAUCAUUGCAAUACAGAAAGGGAGUAUUCAGUGUAAUGGUUCUACAUGCCAGAGGUUUACCAAGACUGUCCAAUGGCCAAGAACCGUCUACUUAUGUUAAAGUUUAUUUACAACCAGAUACACCAAAAAGUACCAAACGCAAAACUAAAGUCGUCAAAAAGAAUUGUCAUCCCAGUUUUAUGGAGAUGUUGGAAUAUCGAAUGUCGCUGGAAAUCAUCAAAAUGAGAAGAUUACAGGCGACCGUCUGGAACUAUGAUGCCUUACAAGAAAACGAAUUUAUGGGUGGUGUAGAAUUAGACCUUGGGUCAUUAGAAUUAACAGAAGAAACUAGUGAAUGGUAUUCAUUAGUAAAUCUCAGCAGAUAACAAUUGUACCCUUUAUAAAAGAAUAUUUACUAUUAGGUUGUAUUAGGUUGUUGAAUGUGGUGGAAUAGUUAUUUACAACAUUAUUAAUUUGAGAAUUUCAAAACUAUUAAGAAAAGAAAUUGUUUAACUACAAUUACAAAUUGGUGACUUAUUAAAAUAAUUUGCAAGAUAUACUCUCUCUUAGGCAUGGUUGAAUCUAUCUAAUAAAAAUGACAAUACAUAUAAAAAUUCAUAUAUAUUUCAUAUUGUUGUUUGCUCUCUAACCAUACUCUACAGCUCUACUAUGCCAUCUGAAACGAAUUGAGGGUAUUCUGAACCCAUAAUUUUUAUAUAUAUACAUAUAUAUAUAUAUAUAUAAAGGUGUUGGGUGAAGGUCUUGAAUCAAAUAAGAAUGAUGUCUUGUACAGAGCGUGUUAUCAUCGACAAAAUGUUCUCACCGUGCAUAGUAUGAGACAGUGUUGGUAGGUGAUGAAACGAUCUAGUGGUAGUAGUGCCGUACUAUUCAGUACAAAGAAUACUUUCGUGUCUAGUACGUUUCUAAAACGUUAUAGUAUGGAACAUUGUAGUAGACAAACAUAUUUGAAAAAUUUAUGUAUUUUCAUGAGUCCCUCGUAUCAAUUGAAUAAACUGAAAGUACUACUUUCUACCAUACACGUAUGUAUUAUUUUGUGGGAUUUGUUUCCUGGAAAUUCUGUUUCUUGUAGAAGGAUAUAUUUAAAAUGAGUCAUAAAAAUCAAUGGAAUUUAAUUAAAAUGCACAAAUCAAUGCUAAAUCUUUGAAUAAUAAAUAAAUAGUAGAUAUUAAUAUUACUCUAUUGUUCAAGUAACAAAUCUAAUUGAAAUGAACUAAUUUAUUUAUAUUUACGCGUUUACUAAUAUUCAAUACUUUGUAUGAAAUUUCUUCAAAAUAACUAUUCCACAAAGUUGUGCGAAUUUACAAUAUGGCAAUAAAUUAACGAGACUGGUGUAAGAUAUAAAAAAAUUCUAUUCCAUGGCAUCGUUUUCAUAGGCGAUGCAUUAUAGAGAUUUAUUCUCCUUCCUUUCAGAAUAUGCACUAUUCAGUUUCUGAUAUACUUAGAACUUAUCAGAGACUUUCCGAUGCAGCAGUGAGGAAAUGUAGGUUGGUUCUAUAGUCAUUCCAUUAUUAUUGUCUAUAUAUUAGCUUUAAGUCACUAACUUAGGAGCUCAGUGCUUCUUGAUUAUAACUUUCAUAAACUGUAUCAUAUUAGGCUCAUUUCUUGAAAUAGAUAAUCUGAUAUUUACCGAGAAAAAGGAGAAUAUAGUAUUUUUUCUAAUAAUUUGAGUACUUGUGUAGUAUAUUUGCAUUCACCUAAAAUAAACGAUAUUUUAAACCUCUACAUCAAUAUAUUUGAAGCCAAAUUACAAAUCAAACUAAGUAAGCAGCAACUAGUAUCAAGGUUUCAAUUACAAUACUGUUUGAUGCCACAAAUGGGUAUCUUAAUGGACAGUCUCGUUAUUCAUUUGCUAUAUUAUCUGACACACAAGAUAUAUAAACUAUAUAUUGUUUACAUAUCUAUCACAUCAGAUUAGAAUUUCAAUAUAGGCAUGAAUGUCACAAUUUUAACAAAAUAUAAAUUGUCAGGUUGAAAGAGCAUAUUUUUUACAUAUAAUACCUAAAUAUAUCUACAGCUCAUUGAAGUUGAUGAAUAAAAAUGUAAUUUUAAGAAGAACAUAUGCUUGUUAACAACUGAAAUACCUAGACACUGACUAAAGUCGUCUCAGCCUAACCCUCUACUGCAUGAAUUAUGAAAAAGAAAUAAAAAAAUAUUUGAUGGUUAUUUAGACUUUAUUUGGAGAUAAAAUUUACUACAAAAAUGGAAAUUGAAAAAAAAUACUUAAAAAUCGAGAAAAGAACAAAGGUUGUAUGGGUUUGUAUACACCAAAACAAUAUUUAAUAAAAAAGUACAUGGGUUCGUAUGAAGAAUAAAGAAACAAAUAUAAAAGUGUUUAAUAUAAAAUAAAAACUAUAAUAAUUGUAAUCAUGAAAUGCCUAUAAACAGUUUCGUUUGUUGUUUUAACAUAAAACCAUGAAUUUUCUACACUUUGUCUAAGUUUUUUGGCCACAAAAUUGACAUUUUUAUCGGUUUUUCAUCCAUUCAGUCAUAUGGACUAUUUUGUUAGUUCUCACGAAAUUUAAAGGUACAUCUUGAUGUCUGGUAGGAACUUUCCUAAUUUUCUUUGGUAUAGUUGGUGUGCCUCGAUUGGAUGAAACAGGAAUUCCGUGCCCAGAAACUGGUGUUCUAUCUCUACUGUGAUUUAAAGAUUUUUCGUGCCAUUCGUCAAAAAAUUAAAAGGGCAUACGAAACCAUAUAUGGUACCGUGACAAAAUUAUUAAGUUAGGUUAGAAUGCAUACGAAACCAUAUAUAAAAAAUAAACAUUAAAUAACAUAUAUAAAAUAGUGCAAUAACAGCUCCAUGUUUUAUGUUUUUAUCACGCAAAACUUACCUUUUUUAUUUAGAAAAUCUCUUUUGAAAAAUGUGUUUACAGACACUGAGUUCAACUUAACACAGGCACUUAGAAAAGUGAGGUUAUAAUCAAAAUUAUAUUAGACCAUAGACAACAAAAAAUAUUUUUGUAUUGGCAAUAACAAUUAAAAUGUCCGCCAUGGGUAUAGUUAUUGCUUGUGCAAUAUAACGUGAAAAGAGAAUAUUUAAACUGGUGAACCAUAUGAGUUUAUAUGCAGUAGAGGGUUAAAGGGUGGCUUCUAAUAUAUCAUAAGUUACAAGUUUUGAGGCUUUGAAAGAGGAUGGGUUUGGAACGAAUAAUCCAAGUAAUUUUGUGUUAUUUAUGCCUAAUUUUAUUAAGCACUUUUACAAAUCAAUAUAUAAGUCUGAUUUUUUCAAAUUAUGAGGAGCUAGUGUAAUUAAGAAAGGUGCUUAUAAAUGUAAGGAAUGCAGGAACAAAGAAUUUAAAAUUAUUUAAACAUUCCCUACCCUGUACCUUUAUACCAUUUUUUAACUUAUAUAAUACUGAUAGUUCUAAAAUAAGAUAUUUUUAAAAUGUAUGUAUACAUUUAACUAAUAUUUUCAAUAAACGUGCACGUACAGAAA